GACCGAGUGGUUGCCUGUCGCUCCUGGGACAAAGACGUUGCAUUCCGUGCUCAUCUAAUGGCAUGCGAGUAUCAGUCAUUGGACACAUUGACCGUUGCAGAAUAGAGUGAAGACCUGGGUCAAUAAUUCCAAGGUGUUGACAGUAUUUUCUGUGCCGCAUGAAAGAUGCGAUCCCAAUCAAUCCAUAUCUAUGGGUGUGCAGACAGGAGAGAUAACCAACAGUUUUGUUUCCACAUAUCUUGACCCGUUCUCCCCGGAGCCAUUCAUCCUAAACUUCCUCCUUAACUCACAUCACACUAGACUAUACUAUGGCAGCCACUAUUCCAGUAGCUGUUGAUGUCUUCCUGAUUAUUCUAGCGUCAACAGCGGUAAUCUUGCGCAUCAUCUCGAGAAAACUAUCUGGAGCCGGAUUUUGGUAUGACGACUGGUUUGCUUUCGCAGCCUUGCCCUUCGGUAUUACGAUUGAUGCUUCAUUCUGGGCGGCUGCAUAUCAUGGCUUCGGAAAGCACGGAGGAGACCCCACCUUUUUCCUUCACGUGCUCUACUUCGAUGAGAUGUGGUAUUGUACGGGGAUCUUUUUAACCAAAAUUUCUGUGCUCUGCUUCUAUUACCGUAUCUUUGCUAUCACUCGGAGUUUGAGAUUAGCACUCUGGAUAAUAGGUGGUUGGGUUAUUGGGUGGUGGCUUGCCCUCACCAGUGCUAGCAUUGCCCAGUGUAGUCCUAUUCCCCGGUACUGGAAUCGAAAGAUUGAAGGUACAUGCGUCUAUCAAUAUGGGUUCUUUCUUGGCCAGGCAAUACCAAACAUUGUCCUUGACUUUGCCUUACUGAUACUACCUAUUGUACCCCUUUGGAAGCUUCAGAUGCAAAAGCAUCAGAAAUGGGCACUGCUACUCGUGUUUGUACUUGGUUACACAAAUCCAUUGAUAUCUAUCCUUCGUAUCGUUUCGUUCAUAAAACUGGGCUCUGAUACAGAGACAGAUAUAAACUAUGAUUUUAUCCCGCCAGCUCUCUGGUCCGCUGCUGAAGUUUCUGUCGCCAUAUUCAGUUGUUCUAUCCCAAGUCUCACGUACCUCUUCCGUAGAGCUGUCGGCAGAGCCUUUCCAUCUCACAACAGCAGUCUUAACGAUAGCCAAAAGAUCAGACAGCGAGUCGAUGGUAUAAAACCUGCCACGUUUGGAUCCUUACCAAGCAGAAGGCCACUGAAGCUGCAAACAGAAGGGACUUUUGAGAGGCUAGUGGACGAGUCUAAUAUUUCUGAGGUAGAACUGUCUAUACUUCAGUCCACAGUUAGACCUACAGUAUCAGGAGGAAAGAACCUCGACAGUGAUCUACACUCCAUCGGUCAUCAUCGAACGCUAAUACAAGUGAGGAAUGACGUCAAUAUCAGUUAUAACUGAAUCGGUAAAGAAAAAAUGCAGAAAUUCGGCCUAAGAAAACCACGACCUUGCGAAUCAUUGAGAUGAAGGCGGCAUAUUCAAAGUUUUGAAAGCAGCAACGGCUUGUGCAGCACUAACAGCCACCGAUACUAUCGCCAACUAUAAAUUUGACGCUCCAAAUAUAAUAACACCCCAAAAAGUAUAAUAAUUCAACGCAUCUCUCUUGUCUCUCCAAAGUUGUCGAAAUCCUUGACGUUUUUGGGAAUCCAUAAAAUAUUUUAACUGGCGAACUUUGUUUUCA
Botrytis cinerea B05.10 is the source of this 1677-nucleotide messenger RNA. RefSeq lists its product as hypothetical. Bases 309 to 1397 code for a protein of 362 amino acids. The transcript is spliced from 5 exons. The record is from RefSeq and is a predicted model, not a curated record. NCBI's taxonomy places the organism in Eukaryota, Fungi, Ascomycota, Leotiomycetes, Helotiales, Sclerotiniaceae.